Homalodisca vitripennis (glassy-winged sharpshooter) is the source of this 1014-nucleotide messenger RNA. RefSeq names its product T-related protein-like. The transcript has 7 exons. The record is from RefSeq and is a predicted model, not a curated record. Bases 1 to 1014 code for a protein of 337 amino acids. Gene Ontology annotation, biological process: cell fate specification; heart morphogenesis; regulation of transcription by RNA polymerase II. NCBI's taxonomy places the organism in Eukaryota, Metazoa, Arthropoda, Insecta, Hemiptera, Cicadellidae. Gene Ontology annotation, cellular component: nucleus. Gene Ontology annotation, molecular function: RNA polymerase II cis-regulatory region sequence-specific DNA binding; DNA-binding transcription factor activity, RNA polymerase II-specific.
AUGAGACGCAUGUUCCCUGUUGUAAAGAUCAGUAUCACAGGACUGGACCCCACGGCCAUGUACUCUGUUCUCCUGGAGUUUGUACAAAUAGAACAACACAGGUGGAAAUACGUCAACGGUGAAUGGGUUCCUGGAGGUAAAGCGGAAGUGGCACCUCCCAAUCCCAUCUACAUCCAUCCCGAGUCACCCAAUUUUGGGGCUCACUGGAUGAAGGAGUCUGUGUCCUUUGCCAAAGUCAAGCUUACCAACAAAACAAACGGAAAUGGCCAAAUAAUGCUGAACUCCCUGCACAAAUAUGAGCCUCGAGUCCACAUCGUGAGGGUUGGCACAGACCAGCGUCGCGUCCUAACAUACCCUUUUCCAGAGACUCAGUUCAUUGCAGUCACAGCAUACCAAAAUGAGGAGGUGACGUCUUUGAAGAUUAAGUAUAAUCCUUUUGCAAAAGCAUUUCUGGAUGCUAAAGAGAGACCAGACUCCAACCUGUACAGCAGAGACUACCUCCCUCCCCAACAGCCUCAGUACCCUCAGUACAGCAGCACCUGGCUACUGCCCCAGCCAGCUGUUUACACUAGCAGCGAACGUCUGUGUCGCAAUCAACGCAGUGCUCCUUAUCCUCCCAGGUCCAGUGGUCGACCCUCCCCUCCCACCACACACAGUUUGGAGUUUACAAUACAGAGCCAGCGUGUUCGUCACCAGGACCUGUUUUUACCCCGAGUUACUCGUGGUCUAGUCAACCUUCCUUUGGUUGUGGAACAGUCAGUUGGUCUGCUUCCCACCACUCCCCCUCCCAUGCAGCCUUCCCCCUCCACGUCUCCACCCACCACCACUACCUGGCAUCCCUUCCCCUCCGAGCCUUACCCUCACUUCCAGCCUGAAUACAUUCCCCUGCAGCCUGAUUAUACUCACUUGGAGACUGUCACCGACACUGAGCGUGGGCCGGAGGUCGACAUCGAACGGUACCGUAGAGACUCCUGGAGCCAUCUGCCACCACCACCCACUCAUGCUUCCUUAUAG